GACUAUGAUCACUUUGCCGAAAAGCCGUGAAGUUAUGAUGGAGAUCAUCGUCCGGAUUAAUAGUUUUGUGCGUUAGUUUUUAUAACUUUGUGCGUUAUUUGUCAAAUAGUUUAACCUUAAUAAGAUGCUAGUUCUUCUUCUUAAUAAGUAACAAACCAGCAGAGUGACUUACAGUGAGAACAGCUUUACCCAUGGCAGUAACUGUGAAGCCAUUAUCUGGGGUGGCAGUUAUUUUCGGAGGCUCAAGAGGCAUAGGCGCCGCGUGUACUCGGCUUUUCGCUCUGGAAGGCUGGAAAACUGUUGCAGUUGGUAGGAAACCAGAAAAUCUUCAAUGGAUAUCAUACGAAAAGGCUCCGGGAAGGGACCUGCAUGCCGAAGUUUGCGAUAUAGCAGAUGAAGAUAAAGUCAAAAGCACAGUAAAAAAUAUCGAAGAGUCACACGGACCCAUAUAUGUCAUAGUGAAUUGUGCUGGUAUUUCAAUGAAUAAGCUGUUGGUCCAAUCGUCUGCCGAUGAGAUACGAUCCGUAGUGGACACCAAUCUCCUUGGUACAAUGUUUACUUCACGUGCAGUUCUUAGAUAUAUGCUCCGAAGAAAAGCAGGCAGCAUAAUCAACAUCGGAAGUGUUGUCGGCCAUAGGGGUAAUUCGGGACAAACUGCCUACGCUGCUUCGAAGGCAGCACUAGGAGGGUUCACCAGAUCGCUGGCCAAAGAAGUUGCAUCGAAGAACAUUCGGGUCAACAUGGUAUCACCAGGCCUAAUCGCUACUGAUAUGAUAUCAGGUGUUAAUGUCUCAGCCAUUAAGCCCCAGAUCGCUUUGGGGAGACUUGGGGAGGCGGAGGAGGUCGCCCGAGUAGUUAAUUUCCUUGCCACUAAAGCCAGCUAUAUUACUGGACAGGAUGUGCCUGUCUGUGGUGGACUGAGUAUUCAAAUGUAGAUAAAAAUGAAUGGACAAGAUUUUUAGGAAAAAAUAGUAUAAUGUUAGCCACUAUUAAAAAAAAAUAAAUGUUUGUUAGCUGUCCUAUUGAAAAAUUACUUCAAAAGAAAAAACAUUUUGUUGUUUGAUCGUAGUACUAACAUGACAGCUCAGUAUUUAUUUAAAACGUACGCCGCUCCUUUUUGAUUGUUACGCUGCACCUGCAAUUGUAGGGUUAGACAUAAAUAUAAACGUCCAUUAUUUAAAAUAGUUACAACUUUAUGUUGCAUGGCACGUUUAUAUAUAUCUUUUUCAGAAUGUUCAAACUUCGAAAUUCUAUUAGUAAUUUUUAUGGCUUGCUGAAUCCAACGAUGGAAGAUUUUUUGUUGUGAUAUUAUUUUGUGAUACUAUGUCGUGCAUCUUUUUCAUAAAAAGUUUUAUUUGUCGGAAUCGUUUAACUCGAUAAUUCUGCAAUCAGAAGUAUAAGCCGAUUUUGGCAUACAGCAUCUUAUUCCACCAGUUUUGUUUGUUCUUUUUUAAAAAAAGGAAAUCAGCUUUGUACAGGCAGCUGGAUUAUUCACACAGUGAUAAACCAUCAACGGCAGUAAUUAUGGUUUAAUGCACGCAGAUAGUCAUCGAAUUGGUUUCAGUUAUGGCAAAAUAAGAAAAAUCUUAACAAAAAAAAAGCACGACGAGCGCACCAGAUACGCUAUAGUACAAUAUACUGGUAUUUUCAGGUGACAUUUAUAGAGCAUGUUGUAUGAAUUAUUAACCAUAGGGCUUAAUUACCUCAAUUUCUAUAUUAUUCAUAGGAAUAAUCAUUUCAGUUCAUAGGAAUAAGAACGUCACCACGAACAACAAUGAAUUAUUCAUUGUUGUUAUCUAACUAUAUGAAAUCGUGCAAAGAUAGUAAUAUUUGUACCCAAUAAAAAGAAUUAUUAUGACUUGAUUCGGGCUGACGCAGGUUACCCGAGAAAACUUUAACGAGAACAAGUAUUGCCUUCUUGGUAAUGAUAAGGCAAAACGCAACUUUUGUAAGAAGCAAGCCUGCGUCGAGUAUUAUUCAGCAUAAUAAUUUUUGAUAGGCUGUUACGAGUUCCAUUUGUAGACAUUUCUAUGCUGCCGUACACUUAUUUAAUGUUUGAAAAUUAUGCAUGUGGCAAGAUUAAAAAAAAUUAUAGAAGGAACAAUAUUCGGUUCACCAAAGUCAUGGUUGAAUGUGGUAUCCAUUAACGGAUUCUGUGAUCUAGAACGCACUACCGUAAUAAGGCAUCUCAAUUACUUUUUCUAAAGAAUUUUAAAUUUCGCUUAAAACAGUGGACGCUCUAAAUCUUCAUCAUAUGAUGCACACAAUUUAUAAGGUACGGCAUGGCGGAGGUGAUUAUUCAAAAAGGUUAGCUUUGAUAGAAACAUACGGAAAUCGUAUCAUGUUUGCAAUUAUUAAACAGGUUAAGUGUUUGUUUUCCAAUGUCGUCCAUUCUGUAGCUGUACAUAAGACACGGUAAAUAGAUUUUUCAUCGUUCACUUUAUGUUUAUUUGCAUAUAUUUGUAAUAUGUACCUAUUUACGAAUAUAAUCAACACAGCUUAUCAACGUUCUGAAUUAACCAGCAGCCUUCAAGCUGCGUGAAGCGCAGAACUGCAACCUAACUAAAAAGUUGAUACGAAAAGACAUUCAAGGAUCUUCGGCCAGAGUCAGUCAAAGGAAAUCUGCUCUAUCUGAUUGGACGUCAUGCUGCACGGCUAAGUCUACGGCUUUCUAAUAUUUAUUAGUUUUGUAUGACUAUACUUUUAACUGGCUUAAAAUUUUUAAUCAAUAUUAUACUUAAGGAAAUGCAAUAAAUUAUCUCGACUUCUAGAAUUCUAUCCUGUAUAUUUCGUUAUAGACUAUAUGUCCAUAUGUCAUAAUAGUGUCAUAAUGCCGUAAUAGUGUAGUGGGUAGUAUUUGCCUUCGGGACACGUUGUGGUUUGAAUUUAAACCAGGGCAUAUAGACAACACGUUUUCUAGGGGAAACCAGCGGUCUGAAGGAAUGAUGCUGGGUGAAAAAUUAGAAUAUAUGUGGCUUCCUUUAUAUGGCAUACAAUGUAAAUCAAGCUAACUUUAACUAGCAUUUUCGUUUGUUAUCUAUUUGCGAGUUAUAUUUAAGACUGGAGGAAAUCAAUUGUGGUGGCAGUACUUUUUCGUCUAUCAACGUAUACACAUAGCGUAACGGACCGCAAUAGGGUCACGCGGCCUGGGCCGUAUGAUCUACCAUGCAUAGAGUUUUACAGAACUCUUUAACUGACAGAGAAGCAAUUUGGGAGCAAACUAUAAAGAAAUAGUACAUUAUCGGAUUCAUUUAGUGAAGUCGUGGAAGACUUUUUGUCAAAUUCAGGUUUUCACACCAAAUAAACAAAAAAAAA
Varroa destructor (honeybee mite) is the source of this 3315-nucleotide messenger RNA. RefSeq names its product carbonyl reductase family member 4-like. Lineage: Eukaryota; Metazoa; Arthropoda; Arachnida; Mesostigmata; Varroidae. Gene Ontology annotation, biological process: fatty acid biosynthetic process. Gene Ontology annotation, molecular function: oxidoreductase activity, acting on the CH-OH group of donors, NAD or NADP as acceptor; quinone binding. The record is from RefSeq and is a predicted model, not a curated record.